Molecule: messenger RNA, 2022 nt
Organism: Mauremys reevesii (Reeves's turtle)
Lineage: Eukaryota; Metazoa; Chordata; Testudines; Geoemydidae
Product: elongation of very long chain fatty acids protein 4-like
Exons: 8
Coding region: 502-1299 (265 amino acids)
Biological process (GO): fatty acid elongation, monounsaturated fatty acid; fatty acid elongation, polyunsaturated fatty acid; fatty acid elongation, saturated fatty acid
Cellular component (GO): endoplasmic reticulum membrane
Molecular function (GO): fatty acid elongase activity
Source: RefSeq, a predicted model, not a curated record
AAAAGGUAGGUGAAUGCUAGAAAAAUACUGGAAGAUAAUUAAAUACAAUGCUGCCAGAUAUAAUGGCUUAAUGCAGAGGAUUGCACAAGUCAUUUAACCUCAGUAUGCCUCAGUUCCCCAUCUGUACAAUGGGGAUAACAGCACUGCCCUACCUCACAGGAGUGUUGUGAGGAUAAAUACAUUAAAGAUUGAGAGGUGCUCAGAUAUUACAGUGAUGAGUGCCACUGAACAUUGAAAAAAUACUGUGGGAAUGUAGGAGGAAUGCUGAGGUGACAUUGCAAUGGUGCUGGUGGAGAAAUUUGGCUAAAAGAAGAAAUCUGAUGAAGGACUCCGCAGAAUAUGCCUACUCUUAUGGAAAAUGCUGUAUGCAGCAGCUGGAUUUUAAGGACCCAUUGGAAGGAAACACACAGAGUAAACUGGAUGGAACUCUGUUUAUUUACUCUAGAAAGAUGAAGAGCUGAGUCAACCCUGCUGGACUUUCAUGGAACUGAGGGAUCCAGGAUGGCUUCAACUUGGCAGAAAAUUCAAGAGUUCUAUAACUGGGCCCUUGAAAAUGGAGACCCAAGGACAGACCCCUGGCUCCUGGUUUACUCUCCACUUCCAGUCACACUGCUCUUCACCCUCUACCUCUUAUUUGUGGCACUGGGACCACGCCUCAUGCAGAAGUGGGAGCCACUGAGGCUAAAGGGUCUGCUGACUGCCUAUAAUUUGACCCUGGUGGCUCUGUCAAUCUAUAUGUUCUAUGAGUUCCUGGUAACUUCAGUCUUGGCCAACUAUAGUUACCUGUGUCAGCCAGUGGAUUACACCAGAAGCAAGUUGGGAAUGAGGAUGGCGAGUGUGUGUUGGUGGUUCUUCUUCUCCAAAGUCAUCGAGCUGCUUGAUACGGUCUUCUUCAUUCUGCGCAAGAAGCCUGAGCAGGUGACUUUCCUGCAUGUGUAUCAUCAUGGCACCAUGCUUUUCAACUGGUGGGCUGGUGUCAAAUACGUGCCUGGAGGACAGGCCUUCUUCAUUGGGAUGUUGAACUCCUUUGUGCACAUCUUCAUGUACCUGUAUUAUGGGCUGGCCAGCCUGGGACCACAAAUGCAGCGCUACCUGUGGUGGAAACGCUAUCUCACCAUCCUGCAGCUGUGCCAAUUUGUGGCCAUCGCCAUUCACUCCUCCUAUAACCUCUUCACAGAGUGCCCAUUCCCUGAUGGCUUCAAUGUUGCAGUCUUCCUCUACAUCCUCAGCCUCAUUGUUCUUUUCCUAAACUUCUACUACUGGACCUACACCAGGAGGAAGUGGGAGAAACUAACAUGAAGGAGAGGGGCAUGGUCUGAGGACAUUGCUGGAAUUCACAUAUACUCCACUGCCUCUACCUCGAUUCCACUUAGAAGGUGCAUUUGGAGAAGUUGAGGGAGGAUCAUGCAAGCAGAUUCUUGGUUGCUUUAUUGUUAUCAUUUGAGAAGGGAAAAGGAACUAGAGGGCUCAGAAGAUAAGUAAUGGGGUACUGAGGUGUUUGCUUAUUGAACAUAGAUAAUGAUAAUCAUCAACUUUUGGUGGCCUGUGUGAAACUGGCUGUUUUGUCUCAGGUCCAGUGCUAGUGGGUAAUUGUCCAAAGUACAGUUGGCAUAUUUGUUACGAGUAACAGCAGAGGCCAGGAACUCACUGGGAUUCGAGAAUGUAUUAGCUUGUCAUCCCUCCAUAUCAGGGAGCACAUAUUCUAUCUCCAUAUUCCCUUCAUAUCCGGAGCACAUGAACAGAGAGUAGACUUCAUCCUGCUCUCUCUUUCACAAGUGUGUAACCCCACUGACUUCAGUAUAAGUGAGAGGAGAAUCAAGUACUCACCACAGGAAACUUGCUCUGCUGCUGCACCUGCUCUCUGGCUCAACAAAGGGCAUCGGUCUCCAGAGCUGUCAACCCAGCACUAACAUUCACCCUAAGUAAGAAAUUAAUGUGAUGAAGGAAAAUGUAUUAACAUACCAUUUUCUGCCUUGAAUGUAUUUAUCUUUUGAUUAUUGUUGUAACACUAAAGAAAUAACU